Adelges cooleyi (spruce gall adelgid) is the source of this 597-nucleotide messenger RNA. RefSeq lists its product as uncharacterized. Lineage: Eukaryota; Metazoa; Arthropoda; Insecta; Hemiptera; Adelgidae. The transcript has 4 exons. The coding region runs from base 1 to 597 and encodes 198 amino acids. The record is from RefSeq and is a predicted model, not a curated record.
AUGGAGUGUAAAUAUUUUACAUAUGUUUUAUUCAUGUUGAUAUUUUUUACUGAUGAUUUAAUCGGUGAAAGAAAAUAUUAUCCAAAUCAUCCAUUUGGUGAAUAUAAAUUAAAGUUCCUAGGAGCGUUCAUUUGUAAUGAAAGCAUAAACUAUCCUAUGAUGUUUAACUUACACUUAUCACGGAUUUCUGAAACCAAAAGGGUCUUAACGGGCAAAAUAAUCCUAAGAAUCCCAUUUGACGACUCUUUGACCUUCCACUUAAACAUGGCGGUAUUAGAUAAGAUUGGCGGAUGGAAGUACAAUGCGUUCGUUUACAGACAACCUUACGGUUGUAGUAGCUUCAAGAAAAUGAUGGGACAGGUUUGGUUGCCAUUCUUGCGUAGCUUUGACAAAUCAAUAACCGAUUGUCCAAUCAAUAUCGGCAAUGCUUCAUUAAUUGGGUUUGAUUUGUCUCUACUAGAAAAGUCUUAUUUUCCCAAAAAAUACUUUUAUGGAACUUACAAGUUGAAAAUACAAUACACAAACAAAGAGGACGAUAUUGUUGGUUGUCUAAUCUUAGUUAUUGAGUUUGUAAGACCCUGGGAAUAUAAUUUAUAA